GAUAGCCUUUGCUAUCUAAAAACACUUGAAAACUUAUGUUUUCUCACACGGAAGCCUUAAUAAAAGUCGUAUGACUCUGAAAGGGGAGGAGGAUAUCAUGACUGAGUAUUGACGGCAGAGAGGAGUGAGAAACAGCGUAGCGACGAGGAACAGGUUUAGGUAGAAGACGAUAAAAAAGCGCCUCCUAACUGGGACCGAGAAGAUACCUGCUGCUAGAGAGUUUCCCAUAGAGACCCUGGGAGGAGACCCGGAAGUGUGACCUCCUUUCACUGCGUGCCCAGAACAGUUUUAUCCAGCUCCUCGCCAUGUCUGCUCCUGGUUACCCAGGCUCUUAUAGUCACCCACCCUACCCAAUGCCUCAGCAAGGUGGCCAGUCCGUAGCCCCUUAUCCAGUUCCUCAGGGGGGGUACGGAGACCCUAGUCAAGCCCCUCCACCAGGCUUCAACAUGGGCUACAAUCCAGCCCAAGGCCCUGUCAUGUAUCAGCCUGGUGCGGUCGGCCCAGGCCCAGUUCCAGGACCGGAGUAUGGUGCCCCUCCGGGAGGGAUCGCUUUGGCUCCAGCUGGGUCUCCAGCUGUGGUUCCUGUUGGUGUCCCACCAGGGCUCGAGUACCUCACACAGAUUGACCAGAUCCUGAUCCAUCAAAAAGUGGAACUCCUAGAAGCAUUCAUCGGGUUUGAGACCAACAACCAGUACGAGAUAAAGAACAGUCUGGGCCAAAAGAUCUACAAGGCCAAAGAGAAGAACGACUGCUGCACCAGGAACUGCUGUGGCUCGCUGCGCAGCUUCGACAUGAAGAUCAAGGACAACAUGGACAUGGAGGUCAUCCGUCUCAUACGGCCUUUCCGCUGCGUCUCCUGCUGGUGUCCCUGCUGCCUGCAAGAGAUGGAGGUCCAGGCGCCGCCAGGCACCACCAUAGGCUAUGUCAAACAGGACUGGCACCCUUGCCUGCCAAAGUUUUCCAUCCAGGGACCCAACAAGGAGACCCUGAUGAAACUAGAGGGGCCCUGCUUUGCCUGCAACUGCUGUGGGGAUGUCAACUUUGAGCUGAAGAGCAAAGAUGGGGACACGCCCAUUGGUCGCAUCAGCAAGCAGUGGAGCGGCCUUUUGAAGGAAGUCUUCACAGACGCGGACAACUUUGGCAUCCAGUUCCCGCUGGACCUGGACGUGAAGAUGAAAGCUGUGCUCAUGGGAGCCUGCUUCCUCAUUGAUUUCAUGUUCUUCGAAAAGGUCGGGGACGCCAACCAGCGCAGCACAGUGUUUUCAUAACGGAGGGGAAAACAACAGCAUUACAGCAAGUGCCAGAUAUGCAUUCUCUGUUCAUGUACUUUGUUUUUUAAAAUUCUGCCUUCACCAAAUUCCAGCCAAAAUGGCGUCAAUCCCAGGAUCAUUUUAUACAAACAAACCAAAAUGAGCCGAUAAACUCUUGAUUCCAGAUACCUGCCAAGGAUUGUUUUUUAUAUCUAUCCAAACUCUGAGUGAUACACUCCAUCUGUAGUUUUAUCUAUUUGAAGUGGCUGAAUGCACCUACAUCUGAGCUUUAAUCCCUGCCAAAGAAAGUCAACAUCACCCCCCUCAAUGUCGUUUUCAGUGCCCACAAAUAGAAAUAAGAGUGGAUUUCAACCCAAUUAUAUGCUUAUCUAUUAUUAGCACACUCUUAUAGGUUUAGUGUGAGUGCAAUACUGGUGUGGAUCUAGGGGGAUCAUCUUGUAUUGUUAGCCAUGCUAGCAGAUACUUUCUGUUUAGCAUGAAAACAAGCUAAAUUAAGAUGCCUAACCUCGUAAAAAAACAACUGCUUAACAUGUUAGCAUUGACAUUGUCAGCAUGUUAGCAUGUGGACAUUUAGCUCAAAGCACUGCUGUGCCUCAGUACAGCCUCAGAGCAGCUAGCGUGGCUGUAGACUUUUAAUCUUAUACAUCAACAAAAAAUGUAUAUAGAACCUGAACAUGAGUAAUGUUUUAGCUUAAAUAAGGAAGUGGUGGUUGGGUCAGAGAGAGGAGUUGUGAACACAGGAGUUGACACAUGCUGAGGCCAUUUACCAAAGUGCUCUUUCUUCUACCUCUCAGCAGCCUUUCUCUUCCUCGAAGCCCUCCGUCUUAAACCCUAGUACAUUAUCUAACAACCCUGCAGCAUAGACUAGAGUGUAAAUGCUCUCAUGACCCCUCUGUAGUUUAUUGGUUGCCACCGACAUCACUGCCAAACCUCACCCUCCAAUUCCUCCAGACACCAGUGCCUUGAACAUGUGCCAGGUUAAUGAUUUAGGUGAGAGAGUGAGUGUAGAUUAAGGUUAAAAGGAGGAAUAAUUCAAGUAAAGGAAUAGAAAGAAAAAUAAAAAGCAGAAGUUGAGGUUAGUAAACGUUAAUCUGACUCCACAGUGGUUGGAAAACCCUUGUUGGUCAUGGGUUUAAGGAAAUGUAUGAACUUUCUGUAGUUGUGUAGAAGAAAGAGGCCUGAAUCUAAAGUUGUCAUGUGAAAUUUAGUUUUUGUUUUAGCUCAUAUUGCUGUAUAAUAAAUAAAUCAAUGGCCUAUUGCCAUUGAAUGCAACAUAACAUGGGUGUGCCUCCUGUGAGGCUUGGUUGCCACUAGUGCUCUCAAAUCCAGACUACAGCUCUCUUACGCUGUCAGUAUGUGUCUUAUAUAGGCCAGAUAAGUCCUUCCUUUGAGGCAGUCAUUUUUUUUAUUGAUCUCACUACUUGAUGUAAAUAAGCUUGCAUAGACUUGAGUUAAAUAAAUUGAACAUUAUGGCUGCUAUUAUUUUUGCCACAUUUAUGUUGUAUUCAUUGCAGUGCAGAUUUUUCAAAUCAGUCUGCACUUUUAGUUGCACCACACAAUAGUUCAAUAACCAUAGUAAGACAUAAUAAAAAAUAACAAUUGCAUUAGUAUGAACAACUUUAGUUAGCAAUAGUUUAAUAAGCACUUUUACCAAAACAACUCAUUAUUAACCUUUUGUUAUUUUCAUUCAUUGUCUUGAUUAUAAUUGUGCUUUGCCAACACAUGUCGAACGUCGUGACAUUUAAAAAAUGUAAGUUGAAUUGCUACCAUUAGGCUCUGUGCAGUCUGACCUCUGAUAAGGAAAGAGGAAAGGAAAGUAGCCAAAGGAUGUACAGUACAUGUAUUGCAAAUGUUUAUUCAGUGUAAGUUUGAGGUUUAUCUGCAGCACUUGCUUUUAUAAAUCAGUUAUAUCUGCUGCAGGCAAGAUCUGUGGCAUCAGUUUCCUGUUUCUAUCAAAACAAUUGUGUACCAUUUUUCUUGUAUCUUGUAAAUCACAUUUUUUUACACCAAAAAUACCCUGUACUUUAGAAAUAAAACAAUUGCCAUAUUA
Molecule: messenger RNA, 3321 nt
Organism: Perca fluviatilis (European perch)
Lineage: Eukaryota; Metazoa; Chordata; Actinopteri; Perciformes; Percidae
Product: phospholipid scramblase 2-like
Exons: 8
Coding region: 306-1268 (320 amino acids)
Biological process (GO): plasma membrane phospholipid scrambling
Cellular component (GO): plasma membrane
Molecular function (GO): phospholipid scramblase activity
Source: RefSeq, a predicted model, not a curated record